Coniosporium apollinis CBS 100218 is the source of this 5718-nucleotide messenger RNA. RefSeq lists its product as uncharacterized. The coding region runs from base 1 to 5718 and encodes 1905 amino acids. NCBI's taxonomy places the organism in Eukaryota, Fungi, Ascomycota, Dothideomycetes. The record is from RefSeq and is a predicted model, not a curated record. The transcript has 3 exons. Gene Ontology annotation, molecular function: protein binding.
AUGGCAUCGGUCGCUAAUGGAUGGCUCGAUAGCCUCUCCGAAGACUGGGUGUCUCAACCGCGCUCGUCUCCCCCGCCGUCUGUAUCGCAUACCGUUUCUUCCGCAACGCACAAUGCUGCCGAUAUACAUGCUCAGAGCAAGAGCCGGAUACCGCGUUUACGAAGUUCAUCGGGCGCGUUUCCCUCCGCUCACGGCAGGAGCAAUGGCACCCCAAAACGCAGGAGCGCACUGAGCGAACGAAGCGCAAGCGACAACAACGCACUUCCGGACAAUUCGCCUCGUGAGGGCUUCAGGAAGGCAACAGCAGGGGCACCCAGCUCACGUUCGCUAUCUACGUCCUCCGCCCAGUCAGUGGUCCGGCAUGGGACCGUCGAACAGCGCCCACGCCUCACUUCCUCGGGAAAUCAAAUAGGGAAACACGAAACUCCAGAUUGGAAGAGACGGCUCCUGAAGGGGCAGAUGGGGUAUCAGGAUCAGAAAGACUUGUUUAGUCCGAUGCCUUUGGAGAACUUGUUUCAAAAGCCCGCCGCACCCCAGUCGAUCAGAAAUUCCCCAAACGGCAAACGAGGACUAUCAUUCUUGAAAGGCGUGAGCUCCAUGCCCUCAAGCCCCCCUCCUUGGCCGAAAACGGACGGUAAUUCAAGUCGAAUCCGUUCAAGCAGGAUGCAGCCACGGACAGAUCAAUACGAAUCGCAGAUUGCCGAGGACGACCAGGAGGAUGAACAAUUGUCGUCUAUCGAACAAGAUGAACAAUACGACUACAGCGGCCCCGAAGAUGACACAGACAGGUUGGAGGCUAGUUUACUGAGGAGCGAGGUGUCUUUACUGCGACCGGAAGUAUCGAAGCUACCCAUUGGCAAAACGCGGCGAGUCAACGAUGGGGCGACGGAGUCUGUGCGGGACGAAGCCACUUCUGACCAUUCCCGGACUGCAAGUGGACAAACCGAACUGCGGUAUGAGGAGUUCAGCCCCGUCUUUAUCUCCAAGCACAACACCACUGAUGGACAAAUCGAUUAUGUUGCCCUGUCAAAGUCACAGAUCGCCGACCGGUUACGACGACAUGAUAUGCAGGACAACGAUUUUGAGCUUUCUACAGUUAGCGACAGCAGACAAUCGGAAAGCCUUGCAAACGAGACACUUCCAGAAGACCUUCCUGUAGGCACUCCGGACGUCCUCAAUAUCGGUGAAUUCGUGAGCGUGAGGCGAGGAGGCUACUCGGCCGACGGAUCCUUUCAGCGGCGUCUAUUGAGUCCAUCCCCGUUGAAGUCGAUUACUGAUCUGAACGAUGAGAGCUCUACCCAGCGACGAAUUGAUAUAUCUAGGCCUAGCCAGAAGUCUACCGAGGACACAGCGACAGUACUUCCAGCUGCUCCCAGCCCGCCUCUAGUACCGCUUACUCCUGCUAAAAGUGGUCAAUCAAACCUCCUGAGCCCCGGGAAAACGAGGUCUUCCGCAAGUCCGCUCAAGCUUUUUGGAGAUCAUGAUACCUUCACCAGUACCCGACUCCAUAGAAGGCUGAGCCAGCUUGAAGACCUUGUGCCGGAUGAGCUGCAAGCAGAAGGAAAGAGCGCAAGUACGAGGUCUCCAAGAAGACGUAAUGCGGACCCUAGACUUUCCUCCCUAGAAGAAACGAGUUUUCAAGAUACAGCAAGCCCGAAAGUUACCACCGCGGCGGCGAAGCAGUCUUCAAAACGUCAGUUGUCAACCGGAAGCAAUUUCGGACAAGGAGAGCUGGACGAAUACCCGUUCCCAGACGACCUGUCCUUUGCUUCCUCAAACGGCGACGACGCGAGUGGGCUCGAUAUCAGUCGAUCACCAUCUCCCAGCGCAGCGCCGCCAGGUUCUCAAGCGCAGUUCAAGUUCCGUCUUGGCUCCUCUCCGGAAAUCUACAACACGUUCAAGCACAAAGGGAAACUCUCGGAGCGGUCACGGGAGAGUUCCAUCACGGUGACGAAGCGGAGUUCCCUCAAGUCUUCCAAAGCCAAGUUAGCUGGCCGACCACUCGCUUCCAAUGACUCAGGCAAUGUAUCGCAGGGUGCUGUAACAGGUAAUGCUAAGAGCAAGAGGCCACCAACAUCCCCUUAUAAAAAUCCAACACCAAAACGCCGGCGGACUUUGUGUACCAUUGAGAUCGACGAGCAUGAGGAUGUCGUUGUCGAAUCUGUUAAGGAGUCGCAUACUGCUAUACAGUCCAUUGUCAGCACAAAGCCCCACAACGCACGGCAAGGGAGCUACAGCAACCCCGUUGACCCAAACACCCUCGCGCAACGGCACAUUCUGCGGCCAAGAAAUCCGACACCUAGCCAAAGGCGGCGGAAUCAGAUCCAGGCCGAGAUACUUGAGGCGACGGACGCAUUUCUUUCGAGCUCGCCAAGGCUUCAGGCUAUCCAAGAGCACUUUUCUUCGCCAGCUGCGCCUGGUACCGCCGCCGAAGCUCUCCAAGCCAAAACCAUCGCGGGCGAAGUCGCUGCUUUCACCGUACGGGUGGCGCAAGGCAUGAAGGAUGAAGGUCGCAAGAGAUCCGUCACCACGCAAGAUUUUCUCGACGAAGCGAGGAGUAUUAUGGAAUACUUCCGCAACAGAGGAAGGCCGAUAAGCGCGUUGAGCAGUUUGGAGGAAUCAGAGUCAGAACACCCAGAUGCUGGCGACGAUGCGCCCAUCAAUACCUCGCUAACUUUCUCCAGGCCACCCAGUCGGGAGGGCCGAAGGAGUGGUUGGAGGUCUGAAGCACCCCAAGAUCUCGGUCUGCGUGUAAUGAGCCAUCUCCGGCAUUUCGAAGAGAAGGACGACGAGAACUUCAUAGCAUCAAUGCGAUCAUUACACCUCAGCCCAGCAAAAGAGCAAAACUGUGUGGACAGCGCUCUACCUAUGAGCGAACCGAGUAAUAUCCGCAUCAGUCAGAACCGUUCUUUGGACAAUGGCCGUGGUCGCUCGGAGUCUGAUGCCACUCAGCCGGGAACCGGGUCCUCGAGGACCACUGCUAAGACGCACACAUCUCAGAUGUCGGUGGACUCGUCGCUUGGCAGGACUAUCAACACAAAUGUAUCCCGACGGUCAGGUACUGUUGCAACGUUGGGUCCCGAGCUUGUCGUCCCCUUGAUAGGCGAUCAGGUUGCAGAUAUGCGCUUCGACAAGGAGCUGGGCAAGUGGGUCAGGACCAAAAGUCCAAAGAAGGAUAAGAAAGCGCCUGGUGAUAUCAGCCAUGUUACAGAAAGCGAGGAGGAUCCUUUUGGGAAUAUCCCUGACCUUACGGUGGACGAGAUGAACGAACUCGCAAGGAGCGGCCCCGCAACCGUUAAAUCGUUUGGUGGACCAGACGCCAAAGCAUCUCGCACGAUCGAUGAUGCGACGGUCCAUGAAAUAGACCACGCUCAGCCCACAGGAGUGGAGGCGCAAAGUAGUCGGCCGACAACACGUGGAACCACCGAACCUACAUUGGGAGAUGCCAGUACCGUCCCUUCGAGAUUCUCCAAUUUUGGAUCAAGCGGACCCCAAAUCGAGACUCGGGCUACCUCAUGGAGCGAACAGGGCACGGUAAACAAAGCAAUGGGAAAUAUUCAAGCGCAUUCCACCGCGUCCAUUGAGCCACAGGGAGCCAGUGAGGGAAUAGAGCACGAGUUUCAGAUUAAUGAGGGCCGUACCGAUAAGCCUGUUAACAAGUUGCUUCCAAAGGUCCGCAAUGUGACUAUCUCCUUCUCAUCCCCUGUAGUGCCGCGGGUCCACCGCCUGGUCACCGAGGAACGCGUCCUCCAGAGAGAGAACAGCAUCCUUUCAGCUCCAGACGACCUUGAACCACAGAAAUCAGCCCGGAUAGAGCAGCUAGCGAGUCAACACAGCACUUCAAACGCACAUCCCUUUGUGACAUCUUCAAGCGGUCUCUACCGUGGCGCGAGUCGACAAGUAUCCCAAUACUCGAGAGUCCCCAGGCCAUUGGCAACACCCAGGUUUCUUGACAACAGCGAGUUUUCCGCGACCGUUACUCCACCCGACAAGCCCCGGAUGCAGCUUGCCGUCAGUGUCUCCGGUACGUUCGCCGUGGAGGGCAAGCACGGAGGCGCGGUGCAGCAGGUACAUCCUGCACUUCCAGAUCAUGCCGAGUUCAGCUUCCUCCUCAGCGACCUACCCGACUUCACUGUCAACCAGGUUGACGAGCGCGAGCUACCAGUAAGGACUUUAGUACGACGUCAAGGCAACUUCGUGACCAAAGCCACCGAAGACCGGUACGAGCAGGGCACGAAGGAGCUGGUCAAGGCUCUCCAAGAUAGCUACGCUGAUGAGCCUUACUGGGAAGACGUGCGGAAGCUCGACCUUCACGAACGUGCACUACCUACUCUUCACCGGCUGGAUGAGUUCUGCUAUCGUGUUGACGAGCUUGAUGUAUCUGGCAAUUACCUGACUCACCUCAGCGGCGCACCUUGCACCGUCCGGAAGCUGCACGUGCAGAAGAACGCGUUGACAGGCCUCACGUCUUGGGGACACCUGAUGCAUCUUCAGUAUCUGGAUGUAUCUGGGAACGACAUUGAUACUUUGGAGGGCUUUGGCGGGCUCAUCCACUUGAGGGAGCUCAAGGCGAAUGACAACCGUCUCACUAGUCUGGAGGGAGUGCUUCAUCUGGAUGGUCUGAUGUCUUUGACUGUGUCAAGAAACAAGAUCCAGGAAGUCGACUUCACGGAGACCAACCUCAUGUCUCUGACCGAACUGGACAUGAGUGGCAACGAGCUUUCCGCGCUGCGCAACUUACAGUGUUUGCCGCGGCUUGCUAGCCUGAACCUGGACCAGAACUCGUUCGAGGAGUUCACCACCAAUACUCUCCAGACCCAGCCAUGCCCAUCCCUACGCACUCUCCGCCUCCAAUCCAACGACCUCCGCCUCAUAGACCUCUCGACCAGCUGCCCCAACCUCGAGCGCCUCCACCUCGACCGCAACCAGCUCACGCCCCAAACCCUCAUCGGCUUCUCCUCUCUCCACAACCUCCACACCCUCUCAGCUCGCGAUCAACGCGUCGCCUCUUCCCUCUCCUCCCACACCCUCCGCCACUGCUUCAUGGACAACGCCGACAUAACCACUCUCCUGAUCUCCGCAAACCACAUCCCCCGCUUCGAGAUGCGGCACCACUUCCUCAACCUCCAGCGGCUCGAGCUCGCGUCAUGUGGCUUGCAGGCCUUACCUGAGAAGUUCGGGAUGCUGGCGCCGAAUGUGAGGGUACUGAAUCUUAAUUUCAACGCGUUGAGGGAUUUGAGGCCGUUGCUGGGGAUCAAAAAAUUGAAUCAGCUGAGCUUGGUUGGCAACAGGCUGGCGCGGUUGCGGAGAAACCUCGCCGUGCUGUCGCAGUUGAAGACGCUGAGAGAGUUGGAUUUGAGGGAAAACCCGUUUGCGGUGGGGUUCUAUCUUCCUGCCGCCGAAAACAGAGUCGCGACUCGCAACGCAUCGUCAGAGGAGGCUGACGAGGACCGGGACAUGCACGUCCUGCCGAUGGGAGACGUGGAGAGGGAUCGGCAGUACCUGGCGAGGCUGGACGAGGACACGAAGUUGAGGAGGAGGGUGUAUGAGAUGCUGCUCGCGAAUAGCUGUAAGGAGCUGAGGACGCUGGAUGGGAUGGAGUUUGAUCGCGAGCGCGUGUUGGUCAAGGAUGAGAUUUGGGAUCGGCUGCUGUCUUUGAGGAUUUUGAAAAAGUCGGGAGGGGGUUCGGAGCUUGGUUUGGAGGGCGAGGACGCGUGA